Messenger RNA from Morone saxatilis (striped sea-bass), 4456 nucleotides. RefSeq names its product erythrocyte membrane protein band 4.1 like 5 (gene epb41l5). Bases 1 to 2352 code for a protein of 783 amino acids. The record is from RefSeq and is a predicted model, not a curated record. NCBI's taxonomy places the organism in Eukaryota, Metazoa, Chordata, Actinopteri, Moronidae. Gene Ontology annotation, molecular function: cytoskeletal protein binding. The transcript has 25 exons. Gene Ontology annotation, cellular component: cytoskeleton.
AUGCGCUCAUCAACAACGGGAGAGGAAGUGCAGGGGACCUCGAGACAAUCGCUGCUCACGGCGUCUUCCGACCACCCAGCCCGGCCAGCCGGAGCAAAUGCCGCUGCAGGCAGAUCGAUCGCCCCCAGGGAGAAAGGGAAGAGAGCUAAGCUUGGACCUAAGAGAGUGAGCGAGAAAAAAAGGCCAAAGGUGAGAGCUCGUUUACCCAUGAUCAUUGUACCCAUGCUGGACAUCGUGGGAGAAAGACUACUUCGGACUACCGCUUCAGGACUCAGCACAGAGUACCAGCACUGGAUUGACGUUACAAAAAGUAUCAAAAAGCAAGUGAAAAUUGGCCCACCAUACUGCCUUCACAUGAGAGUUAAGUUUUACUCCUCAGAACCAAACAACCUGCACGAGGAGCUCACCAGAUACCUGUUUGUAUUACAGUUAAAGCAAGAUAUCCUCAGUGGCAAGUUAGAGUGUCCAUUUGAAACAGCGGUGGAGUUGGCUGCCUUCUCGUUACAGGCUGAGCUAGGUGAUUGUGACCCAUUAGACCAUAAUGUGGACCUGGUGACAGAAUUUCGCUUCGUCCCCAACCAGACAGAAGACGUGGAGUUAGCGAUAUUCAAUGCAUGGAAAGAGUGCAGAGGUCAGACACCAGCCCAAGCUGAAAUUAAUUACCUGAAUAAAGCCAAGUGGCUAGAAAUGUAUGGGGUGGACAUGCAUAUGGUCAAGGCAAGAGAUGGUAAUGAGUACAGUCUGGGUUUGACACCCACGGGAGUUUUGGUGUUUGAAGGACAAACCAAGAUCGGGCUCUUCUUCUGGCCCAAGAUCACUUGCCUGGAUUUCAAGAAAAGCAAACUGACGCUUGUGGUGGUGGAGGAUGACGAACAGGUGAACGGCAAAGAACAGGAGCACACUUUUGUCUUCAGGAUGGAUCACCCCAAGGCUUGUAAGCACCUCUGGAAGUGUGCUGUGGAACAUCAUGCUUUCUUUAGGCUGAGAGGGCCGGUUCAGAAGAACUCUGCGCGCCCCGGAUUCAUACGCAUGGGAUCACGCUUCAGAUACAGUGGAAAGACAGAAUAUCAGACAACCAAGGCUAAUAAAGCAAGGCGGUCAGCCUCCUUUGAGAGAAGGCCCAGUCGACGUUACUCCAGAAGAACCAUGCAGAACAGAGGACAAUACCAUCCACAAGAGGUUCUUUCAUCAGGCAAUGGAGUCAGCUCCAGCAAAGAGAACAAGUUUUCUUCAAGUAGAGGCGCCUGGUCAGCCGUACCUGUGGUCAGCCCGGUAGCUGCUUCUGCCUGUGGACCGAUGGAGAUCGAGGCUCUACCCAGAAGUCCUGGAGGAGAAAAGAGGAGUAUGCCUAUAGUUGCUGACUUGAUGGAGACGUGCAUUGAUGAUGUCCUCAGGGCUCCUGUCGUUCCCACACUGACAGCUACAGACGAGGCCGGACCAAGCAACGCCUAUGCUACCCCCAGUGUCACCGGGGAAGAUCCUCUCAGCCUCAGUGCAGCACGUCUGAAGCAGCUGGCGUUGGACAGCAGUCCUCUUCUUGCUGCUCCAAGAAAUAACAUCAAUGUCAAUAUGGCCAUGAACAAUCAGGAGGACGUGGUGAAACUCACAGAGAAGUGUGGUCUGAGCAGUACAGGCAGUAGUAGCCCAGUGGUCACUCCACUGCGCACCCCAGAGGAUCUGAAGAGUAACAUCCUGAAAGCUCAAGCUGAGGCUGCUGCCAUCAAGGGACCUUUGGAGGAACAUGUGGUCAUGGUUGGAGAUAAAAACUGUAACUUGCAGGAUGCUUCUACCAGGUUAAAGGUGCGCACAGGGCGACUGGGCAGUAACUCGUCUCUGUCCGUUAGCAGUCGUGCUGACAUCCAAGACUCCUGGGACCUGCUGAAGCCAGCGUCUCUGGUCUCAUCAGCAGAGGCCAGUGCCGAGAGGCUAACUGAAGAUUCAAACCCCUCUGUUCCCAAGAUGCCCUCUGAGUCUGCCAGCGAAGGCAUGGCAACAAAGGUUAAAGCCGAGGAAGUUGACCUGCAAAACACCGCCCAACUAUCUGACAACCUGAUAGAUUUCACAGAUCCAAUUCCUGUUCUGCCACCAGUGCAGCAGCCCAAACCUGUCAUCACACCGCGCUGGAUCAUUCCUACAACUGCUCCUCCUGGCGUCUUUACUAACGGCCUGCUCGACCUUGACCCCCCUGCUAAGGUCAGCCCUCUUCUCCCUGCCGAUGGGGUUGCAGCUCUCACCCCAGCCCUCCCCCACCUCGCUCACACGUGUAACACCGUCUCCGCCAGCACUGUGGGUCAGCAGCCAGCCUCGGACAAUGGAGCCAAACCCAGAGGUCUCCUGACCACUGAGCUCUGAUGGAGAAAUGAGGAGCAGCCAUCACAGCGUUUGUCUCCCAGACUGCUUUCCCCACCUCACCCCCUCACCCAUCCACACACAAGCAAGCUGGGCCAGGUGUGCUGAACACUGAGGGCCAAGAGGAGAGUGGAACCAGGGAACUGGCAGCUUACAAGCACCACAAACACAUUUAAACGAAGUACACAAGACAAUAAUAGGAGUAUGAUUACAGUAUCACAUGGCACAAAGACUAGUUGAAACCAUUAAAACAAACACGUAGCACCAGUAUUAACAUUUUAGGAACACCUAACUUGUGAAUCUCCUGUUUGACUUCACUGUCAGCGACCUGCCAUUUGCUCCAUCCAUCCAGUCAACCAAACCUCGGUCUUUAAUAACUACCACCAACUCCUUGUAGACGACAAGUGAUAUAAACUGUUGUUGUUCAGCUUCUUUGCUACAGGGGUCAAGUUGGGGCUGACACACUAAAAUCUCAUGAAACUGUAAGGUAUGUUGCAUAAACGCAUCCACCACUGACUUUAAAUGGUAGGUUGUCUCUUUUAGUGCUGCUUUCCCUCCCCCUUUUUUUUGAGUCAUGCUGUUGUAUCACAGGUAAUUCACACCACUGGAUCCCUGCUACUCUGAGCUUUUACUGUACACUCACUGAUCACACAGCAUGUGGAGCAUCAAGUACACUGGAUGAAGGACUGAAAAGAAAAAUCUCUUUAAAAAAAAAAAAAAAAAGAAGAAAGACGCUGACUUAAGUUGAUUCUAAGAGAUAAAAGCACCUGGACUCUUAACAUGAAACGUGACACUGUACUGUCCUUGUAGCACACUACAAACCUUUUUUUUUUUUUCUCUUAAACUCAAUCGAUACUACGUGUGAAACUCGACUGUUAGCAGCCACUGGAUAUGAAAACUUCACUGGAUUAUCUAGCAACAAUGGACCUUGAAAGUAUUUUUUGCGAUGGAUGACAAUAGAGAUGACCACCUUGGUUUUUAAACCGAUGUUUUUAUUAUCCUGCUCUUAUUUCCUUUUUUUUUUUUAAUGUUUUAAUUUGCCCUUCGCAGUACUUUUUGCAUUCACACACAUCGGUACCAGCAUCAUUAGAGGUUGAACAUCACUAAUGAAAGUUAGUUCUGUGUCUCGUCUUGGACGCUCUAUGUUCUGCUCCUCUGUGAACUCUUGGCUUCGAGUUUUAAUGUUUAGUCUAAAAUGUGACCCUUUUAGUUUGUUUUCACUUAAAACCACUGCUUCCACCUGUGGCAAGUUUUGAUUCACGUUAAUCUUAUCUUCUAAACUGGUGAUAUAAAUGCGCCAUGUGAGGUUAAAACCUUUAAUUGAACUGUGAUCCCUGGAGGUGAACGCCGUUUCUCAGUUUUUGGAUUACCUAACUGGAUGGUUCCUGGUAUUACCACGUUGUAGCUACUGCCCUGCCUUAUGGAAAUGAAUGUAUUCGAAUAGUCUCAUCUGAGAAUGCUGGAGAUGCCACAGUAUGAAAACAGAGUUUUAUGACUUAAAUUCACAAUUGCUGAUGUAGUUUAUAACUGGAGGAAAACUUGUGAAGUAUCUUAAAAGCUGAUUUUAUGUGAAAUUGAGGCCUAAUUCUAGUUAUUAAUGAAGUAUAUCAGGUUUUUUUAUUUUUAUUUCAGUACCCCAUACAUUGUAAUCACAAAGUCUGGACCCUCUUUCAAGUUAUAUCUGUGUAGUGUUUUCAUUAUCUGUCUUGAACAAGGGAAGCUGACUGUUUUAUAAUGUCUUCUUAGCAGUGACGGUUAUUUAUGCUACUACUCAUUGUAAUUGUUCAAAUAUGACAUGUUGUCCAAAAGUGUUGUAGCAUACAGUUAUAAUGUAUUGUCAGUAUAAUGGCAUCAGCUGGCUGUAGAUAUGAAGUAGAUUUAUAUAUUUUUUUUGAAAAUUAUGUUGGCAGUAUUGUCACUACAUACCGAGAAGAUUUCAGCAUCGACGUGUUUUCUAAUUACAGAAGAAGUAGGAAAACGUAUUACUGAUCAAUCUGACUGGAGAAACACUGAGAUUGUGAUGUCUCAAAUGCAAUUUUAUAUAAACUUUUAUUUUUUUUUUCUGGAAAAUCUGAUCAUGAUUCAGUAAAGCUUUGCUACAGUAGGA